Messenger RNA from Lasiosphaeria miniovina, 2146 nucleotides. RefSeq names its product Phosphomethylpyrimidine kinase-domain-containing protein. NCBI's taxonomy places the organism in Eukaryota, Fungi, Ascomycota, Sordariomycetes, Sordariales, Lasiosphaeriaceae. Gene Ontology annotation, biological process: thiamine biosynthetic process. The coding region runs from base 292 to 1725 and encodes 477 amino acids. Gene Ontology annotation, molecular function: phosphomethylpyrimidine kinase activity; hydroxymethylpyrimidine kinase activity. The record is from RefSeq and is a predicted model, not a curated record. Gene Ontology annotation, cellular component: cytosol. The transcript is spliced from 9 exons.
CUUCUAAUGGCGCAUGCUGCUGUAAUGGACAUCUGGGAAAGUAGAUUCGAUUUACCGCACCUACUAGGAUAUUAAUUGUCUAGACAGGUUACCUCAGGUAGCAUGCAUACUUGGCACAUACCUUGGGUAACUUACCUACAUGGAACCACCUUACCUUACCGAAGAUAGCUUUUACCAUUUCUCGUCCUGAUACCUGCUACGUAUCUUGCCUACCUGUCUGUCGAUCCGUCUGCCUACCCGAGCUCUUUAUUUUAUUUUAUUUUGAAUCUCGCUGGGAAUAAACGGCUGAAUAUGGGCGUCGGUCGAGUGCUCGUGGUUGCCGGCUCAGAUAGCUCGGGCGGAGCGGGUCUAGAGGCAGACCAAAAAGUCAUCGCAGCUCAUGGCUGCUAUGCCAUGACGGCCACCACCGCUCUCACGGCACAGAACACGCAGGGCGUCUACGACAUCCACCAUGUGCCUGCCGACUUUGUAACGAAGCAGAUUGCCGCCUGCAUCGACGACAUCGGCGUCGAUGUGGUCAAGACCGGCAUGCUGGCUUCGGCUGCCACCAUUGACGCCGUCGCCACGGCCAUCCGUGACCACAAUGUGACGACUCUGGUCGUCGACCCAGUCGUGAUUGCAACCGCAGGAGCCCAGUUGCUGCCCUCGGCCGCACUCUGCACCCUACGCACCCAGCUGCUCCCCCAGGCAACUGUGCUGACGCCCAAUCUGCCCGAGGCUCGCCUACUCCUUGCCGACGCUGGCUACGGGCACGUCCCUUUGGAGAGCAUCGACGACCUAGAGGCUAUUGCCAACGCCGUAUACUCUCUAGGCCCAAAGUGGGUGCUCGUCAAGGGCGGCCACUGCCCCUUCCGCAAGGGUGGCGGCGUGGCCAGGACCACCGAGGAGAGGGAGCUCGUCGUCGACGUGUUAGUCGGCGAGGGCCGGACGGUCAGGAUCGAGACGCCUUACCAAGAAUCCCGGCACACACAUGGCACCGGUUGCUCUCUUGCCUCUGCAAUUGCUUCAAACCUUGCCAAUGACAUGGACGUUCCUCGUGCCGUCAAGGCCGCGUGCAGAUACGUCGAGGUUGGCAUCAAGACGGCCCCAGGCCUGGGACAUGGCAACGGGCCCCUGAAUCACUUUCACUCUAUUUAUGCAAUGCCCUUCUCACCAGGCCAUUUUGUAGACUACCUCCUCGAGCGCCCUGAUGUCGCCCCCGUGUGGGAUCGGUUUGUCAAUCACCCUUUCGUGCUGGCCAUGGGUAACGGAAGUCUGCCAACCGAGUCUUUUAGGGGAUACUUGGUUCAGGACUACCUAUAUCUUAUUCACUUUGCCCGAGCAAAUGCUCUCGCCUCGUACAAAGCUAAGAGCAUCAAGGAUAUCGCCGCGUCUGCUGCCAUAGUCACACACAUAUUCAAGGAGAUGGAGCUCCACAUCAGCUAUUGCAAGCAAUUCGGCAUAACCAAAGACGAGAUUGAGAACACGGAGGAAAAGGAGGCCUGCACCGCUUAUACCAGAUAUGUCCUUGACAUCGGGCAAUCAGAGGAUUGGUUUGCCCUCCAGGUGGCUAUAGCACCCUGCCUGCUUGGCUAUGGAGUGAUUGCCCGGCAGUUACACGAGGACACGAGGUCCAAGAGAGAGGGCAACCUAUACUGGCCCUGGAUCGAGAACUACGUGGCUGAUGACUAUCUUGAGGCUAUCAAGACUGGAUCUGGUGCGUACCGAGGAGAGAUGACGUCAUGACACACUUUGACUAAUCCAAACAACAAAGACCUCCUGGAAAGGCACGCGGCCCUCCAGAGCCCAAAACGGAUAGACGAGCUGGUCAAGAUCUUUAUCCAUGCCACCAAGGUAAGUCCUCUCGGGCCGGCUCAGAGCAGAGCAAGACGACAGCUCGUCCUCCCUCUGCCCAUUCUUUUCCUCUCUCUCUCUAUCCCGGGCCCGCUGAGGAAGCUGACAUGGAUCGACACAGAUGGAAAUCGGGUUUUGGGAGAUGUAUCCGUACAGCUCAGGCGGCUAGGUUAGGCGGGCGUCAGAUGCAGACAACCGAUAUGCAUAUUGCAGUGUGGUAUUGAUGAGAGGAUAAUGAAAGGCUCAUGUUACUACCGACACCCCCCCGGGCCGGCGGCAGUGGUGCGUACAUCAAUAAGUAAAUAUCCGAAGC